UAAAUAGAAAAAAAAUAACAUAAAGUAGCAAAAAAUUACUAUUUCUUUUCGUCGUGAAAUAGUGAAAUACUAUUGAUUUCGCGUAUUGAUAUGAAUAAUAUACGUGAAAAUAGAAAUUAAAAUACAGGAUAAGUUAUCGAAGAAACGAAUCGACUUUUCCAACACGGUCAGAGAAUACACAAGAAUAUAACCUCCCAUGUUGAAGCGUAACUGAGCGUAACCUAAAGAUGCAAGUACGAACAUUGUGUCUCUCGCAGAAUUUUUAGAAAAAAGUUCUUUUACGAGCGAAUGUAUAAAUAAUAGUAUAUAUGAGAAAAUUGGAAUCGUCAACAAUCGUCAACGACAUCGCGAGAAAAUUUCUCUGAGUGCUUCGCCAAGUACUUGACUAUUCGGACAAGUUUGUUUGAAACAAUGUCAGACGAUGAAGACUACAUGUCUGAUAAAUUCUUACAAAAUUCCGAGCAACGCGUCUCGUCGAGUCUUAUAUACAAGCAUUCCGAUAGAAGAGAAUUUGCAUUGAUGAAGAAAAGGGCUGAAAUGGAAUCUAGGAUAAAGGAACAAAAUAAGUCGAUACGGAUAGUCGAAGCGGAAAAAAGGGAGGAAGGCUUGUCAUCUGCCAUCACUAGCGCAAAUAAAGGGUUUGAAAUGUUAAUGAAGAUGGGAUACAAACCUGGUCAAGGAAUAGGCAAGACUCAAUCGGGAAUGACCGAACCAAUUCCCGUGGAAGUGAAGGCGGGUAGAGAAGGUCUGGGAAAAACGCUAAAGAAGAAUUCGCACAAACGUGAGAACACCAAUGCAAAAUUAGAUAAUAUAGACACCAGGGAUUUCCGUAGCAGAAUAGCUCAAGAAAAGAUGGAACAGCUGCAGAAGAUUGAUUUAUACAAAAGUCAAAAGGUGUGCCAAGAAUUAGAUACUAAAGAUGCUAUUGAAAAACCUCAAGAAUCGUGGUUUUGGCCAGAGACCAAAGAAGAAAAAGAAGAAAAAGAAAGCGAUGAUCUCGACGAUGACAUUGAGGAUGACGAAACUCUCAGCAAUUUAGAAAAGCUUGAUAUUCUUACUAAGCAUUUAAGAAAGAAAUACUUUUAUUGCAUCUGGUGUGGAACCAAAUUUAACGACGACGAUGAUUUAAAAGACAGUUGUCCGGGAAGUACAAGAAGCGAUCAUUAA
Messenger RNA from Solenopsis invicta (red fire ant), 1167 nucleotides. RefSeq names its product G patch domain-containing protein 11. The coding region runs from base 412 to 1167 and encodes 251 amino acids. Gene Ontology annotation, molecular function: nucleic acid binding. Gene Ontology annotation, cellular component: kinetochore. The record is from RefSeq and is a predicted model, not a curated record. The transcript is spliced from 4 exons. Lineage: Eukaryota; Metazoa; Arthropoda; Insecta; Hymenoptera; Formicidae.